AUGGACCUCGAGGACCUCGCGGCCGAAGCCGCUGGCGAUCCCACGGCCGACGAUGUAGAUGCCGACAUGAAACAGGUGUUUGCUGACGCAAAUACCAACCCUGAAUUUUGGGCGAACCUCGCGACCAUGGAGAUCGGAGGCGGAGAGAAAGCGGAGGAUGCGAUGGACUACGGAGACAUUUCGGACGACGACCUGGCGAGCGAUCAUGACGACGAUGGGGACGAGAACGAGCAGGGAAACUCACAUCAGCUUAGCGGCACCACUGUUCAAGAUGAGGAGGACCUGCAGGCAGAUGAAGAUAUCGAUGCUUUGUUCAAUGAGGAUGCGGCCAGUCCCGUGCCAGAGCAUUCCCAGGACAUUGAAGCGCAGAAGCCUGGCUCCGCUGCAUCAGUCCCAAUAGUUUCGACAGGCGGCGCUGGACAGACCGUCAACGCUACAAGUAAUGUUGCUGGAGACGAUGAGGAUCCUGAGUGGGUUGAGCAGAGGCGACUGUUCGCUGAGGCUAGCCGUCCAAAAGGCGAGCGUAUACCACUGGCACCAACCUCUGACAAGGAACUCUUCCGUCAGCUCUACCCUGACUUUGAGAAGGGAAAGCCGCUCCGUUUCUCCAGCUUAAUUCCUCGCAAGCGCGCAUACUUCAAGCCUCAAGAACCAGCAAAAGCGCCCAAGCCGCUGGCAUUCGGUACGAAAAUCAACCUGGACAUCGCGACCGACCAGGAGAAGAGCUUCCGACUGCCAUCAACCACCGUCCCCGUCAAGCAUAGCCGAGUAGACGAAGAGGAAGAGGGCGGUAUCAUCCACAUUCAGCAGCGCGUGGAGAAGGAAGGCGAGAGUAGUGACGAAAUGGAUUUGGACGUAUGGGAAGCUACCAAUGAUCACGAAGUCAUUGGUAAUGUCACCUGGGGUGAUCUAGAGGUCGCCUGCGAAGAUUGGAACAUCGACUCCGACAGCAUCGUUACAUUAUCCGACUCAGAGGGGGCUAAGACGCCUGAACUUGUCAGCAUCAACAGCGCUCCUAAGCGACGCCGAUUGGGUGACCGCGACAGUCCCGUGACGUUCUCAGUGUACGACCAUAUGAGCCUCCCCUCAUGGGACGAUCCUGAGUUUGUUACCGCGAAGCUAGCGAAGAAGAUCAUCCUGGACAUGAAUGAUCCUCAACUACUUCUCGACGUACAGCAGCCCACUGUAGAGGAGCAGAAACCCCGUACAAUUGGUGUUGGUCUCAAGCGCGACCCUCGUGGCGGCAUCGCCAAUCCCAUGCUCAAGCGCUUCAAUAUCUCGAAUGAUGAGCAUUAUGACGCUCUUAAGGAGAGCAGCCAGCAGAAGGUCCGUGGUACCAUUGGUAACUCCACUAUCGACCACAGCCUCCCGGCUCUGAAAUUGCAGUAUCCAUUCUACAAAGUCCACCUCUCCGAUCGAGAACUACGAUCCUUCCACCGCCCCACCGUUGCGUUCAAGCCUGGCGAGCGUGCUAUCAUAUCCGCGCUCAAGAGUGUCAAGAGGAAGAACAAGCGUCAUUUGAAGCCAUCCGAGGCAUUUGCCGUUGCCGAAGAUCUCAAUAUCGGAGAUAAUGCGGACCUUCUCCUUGCAGAGUAUUCCGAAGAGUAUCCCACCACACUUUCGAACUUCGGCAUGGGCGUCAAGGUUUUCAACUACUACCGUCGUAGGACCGCUGAGGACAAUAACAGGCCCAAGCCUGCGAUUGGAGAGACGCAAAUCCUGUUGCCACACGACAAGAGUCCAUUCGCCAUGUUCGGCCCCAUUGAGCCUGGCGAGGAGUGGUUGACGCUUCAGAAUGCGAUGUACCGCGCCCCGAUCUUUCAGCACAACCCGGAGAAGACCGAUUUUCUUGUCAGCAGGAGCCAAACUGGUGUCCAUGGUUCAAAGUACUACAUGCGAAACAUCGACAAUCUUGUCGUCGUCGGCCAAGAGUUCCCUUACACUGAAGUACCUGGCACCCACGCGCGUAAGGUCACUGAAGCUUCCAAGAAGCGGUUGAAGAUGCUAGCCUUCCGAUUGUAUCGACGAGGACAGCAGAAUAGUCACAGGCAGCCUUGGGUGAGCAAUGAGAUGAUCAAGCAUCAUCUUCCUGGUACAGAAAUCGCGCAGAACCGUUCGAGGAUGAGGGAAAUCAUGAAGUACGACAAGAAUGUGGGCACUUGGCAGCCUGUAGAUGGUGAGACUAUCCCGGAUGAGCCGACUCUGCGCACGUGGAUCAAGCCGGAGGACAUUUGCCUGAUUGAUUCCAUGCAUGCUGGUGACAAGCAGCUCCAAGAUGCCGGUAUUAAGACCGACGACAUUAAAGAUGAUGAGGAUGGCGAUGGCAACGAAACUCUCGAAUUGAAGCUAGCGCCGUGGCAUACUACUAAGAACUUCCUGAAUGCUUGCACAGGAAAGGCGAUGCUGACGUUGCAUGGAGAGGGUGACCCUACUGGACGCAACGAAGGUUUCAGCUUCAUUAAGACUUCUAUGAAAGGCGGUUUCAAGGACAUUGGCGAGAGCACUGCAGACAAGAUCGAUGCCCGAAACAAGAAGGAUAAUGGCGGUCACAGUUACAACGUCCAGAAGCAACAGCAGCAGUAUGAGGACGCCAUCAAGCGUAUCUGGAACAAACAGAAGGACAGCCUUCGCUCUGCCGCGAUACCUUCUGAUGAAGACUUAGAUGUCGAUGCCAUGUCGCAACCUAACCCGGCUCGUGGACGCUCGGAGGCCCCGACUCCGUACUCAGGUUUGCGAGGCGAAGAUGAGACUAUGAGUCAGUUCAGUCGUAACAGUGCAGGUGCCGAACGUGGCAAGAAGCUUCGCAUUGUCCGCAAGUUCAGGAAUCGCCACGACGAAAUCGAAGAGAAGGUACAGAUCAUUACAGACCCCGAAGUCAUCAAACUAUACAUGAAGCGUAAGAAGCAGCAGCGAUUAUUGAGCAUGAACAUCGAUGAUAUCAAGCCAACCGGUAAUGCCGAGUUCGAUCACCAACAGAUGCUGAAGCUCAAGGCAGAAAUGGCGCGUCUUCAACGCAACAUCGAGCGUCGCGAAGGUCGCGAAAAGGCUAAGGGCAUUGCUCCAUCGAAUGGGAAGAGUAGCUCUACUCCGCGAAAGUGUGCGAACUGCGGCGAAGUGGGACACAUCAAGACGAACAAAAAGUGCGCGAAGACCGUUUCUUUUGUCUCUCCCCUCUAA
Messenger RNA from Didymosphaeria variabile, 3177 nucleotides. RefSeq lists its product as uncharacterized. The record is from RefSeq and is a predicted model, not a curated record. Gene Ontology annotation, biological process: transcription by RNA polymerase II; RNA polymerase II preinitiation complex assembly. Gene Ontology annotation, molecular function: RNA polymerase II general transcription initiation factor activity; RNA polymerase II general transcription initiation factor binding; TBP-class protein binding. Gene Ontology annotation, cellular component: transcription factor TFIID complex. The transcript has a single exon. NCBI's taxonomy places the organism in Eukaryota, Fungi, Ascomycota, Dothideomycetes, Pleosporales, Didymosphaeriaceae. The coding region runs from base 1 to 3177 and encodes 1058 amino acids.